GCCAGCUGAUUGAAAAUGGAGAUCAGUCGAUGGCAAAGAUCCGUCCCGUGUAGACGUGCAGCUCCGUGGUCGGGAAAUGUGCUUGAUUUGGUAACUGUAAACAUGUAUCGUGUGGGAAACAGUCAGAGUAGAAUAACAUGCGCGCUUGCGGUGUUACUGAGCAUCAUCAGCAGUACUUACAGCUUGCAUUUGAAAGGCGUAUGGAACACGGAGGAUGAGUUUUUCCAUUUCCUUGCAAAAUUCGGCUUCCAAAAAACGACUCCCCACGAAAGAGAACUUACCGAGGGCUUUAUCUUCGGAAAUGUAACGUCUUUGGGUAGCAGUGUGGCUCCUGGCGGCCAAGGGAUGCUGGUGCUCCUCCCGAGACAGUAUUUCGUGGACUUCUACAGGAACAGAACCAAGGCUACGACUGACCCUGACCUCGCUUGCCAACUCAUGUUCAAGGUUCUGGUACCUGAGCCUGGUCGCAUGUGUCCGCAACUCCUCUUGCUCCUGGCAGCAUGUACGUAAACCUGUGAGAAUGGAGUAUGAUAUAAAUAUUGUCAAUGGCAAUCCUAAUGGUGCAGACCACAACCCUUUUGAGUACCACUUCUCUUUUGACAAGCAGGACACGGUAGAAAUAUAUCUGGUAUGUGUGGUACUCUAUGGCUUUUUGUUGGUGCCACUACAGGUGUAUGCAGCAUGUCGCCAGAUCCACCCCAUCACCCGUCUGUUCACAGCCACCCUCAUCAUGCAACUUGCAGGCCUUCUCUUUGAUACGUUGCACCUGCUAGUGUUUUCUUUUGAUGGGGAAGGCAGUGAAGGGGUGAACAUCGUGGGUGACCUCUUCAACAUUUUAGCACAGUCAUUGUUCAUGAUGUUACUACUGCUGCUGGCCAAAGGAUGGGCUAUCACACGCAUGAUGCUAACUCAGCGUCUCCUCUUGUUCUCACUCUGGGCACUCUACUCCAUCCUAAUCCUCACACUUUACUUCUGGAAUAUGAUGGAGGUAGAUGUAAUAGAGGACAUAGACGAGUAUCAGACGUGGCCAGGAUGGUUAACCUUGGCCUUGCGCGUACUUAUAAUGAUAUGGUUCCUGGUUGAACUGCGCAACACGAUGACCUAUGAGCAUAAUUCCAACAAACUUCACUUCUUCUUGCACUUUGGGGCUGCUUCUCUUGUCUGGUUCAUUUACUUACCUGUUGUGGCUCUGAUUGCUCUACAGGUUUCCCCACUUUGGAGAUACAAGCUCUUGUUAGGUUUCACAUACUCAGCUGAUUUACUAGCCCACUCAUUCAUGACCUAUAUGUUGUGGCCUGAGCGAUCAGAGCAGUAUCUUCUCCUUGCGCACGAAGCAGACCUCUCAGAUGAACUGGAUGAGUUCAAUGAAGCACCACACAUCAUCAACCACUCCUCACCAUCACUCCUCACCCCAAUGUUUGACUAUGACACUGAACCACUCAAGAUCAACACCUGAAAGCCAGAGAGAACACAUGGUGCCAAAGUAACUUGUAUAGUGUUACAGUUGCCAGUAGAAUAGAGAUAUUUUUUAGCUGUAUCUUCUGAAAUUAUCCUGCGUUAUAAGCAGAUGGUUAGUAAUAAGAUAUAUAGUUGAAUUCCUUCAUUCACAGAAGAAGAUGUUGCACACACCAUGCAGUCACAGAGUAUUAUUUUGUUGUUUCUCAUUCCUUUGUUGUACUGCUAAACAGAUUCUCAAGACAUUUGUCUUUUGUGCACUGGUUGUAAGAUACAGUAUUUACUAUAGACCAAAGAAAUGUAUAGAUUGGCUCUGAGAGAGUGCAUAUGAGUAUUUUUUUCUUCAAGAAGAAAAGGAGUAUAUAUAUUGAGAUCAUAAAGUCUUAUUUUCUAGAUUGUUUAGGACCACUAUAUGUAUAUUUGUUUUUAGUAGGUCCCUCCACAUUUUCUGUGGAAGAAAGUAAACUAUGUAAAAAAAAAUCUUUUGUUGAUAUACUGCUGUACUAUGGUACUAUAUUUAUUUCAGUUAUUCAUAUAGCAUCCACUUCUGUGGGGGAAUGAUAUGAUUUGUGAUAUUUGAAUUAUUAAUGUUACUCAAAUAAGGUAAUAUUAUUGUUAUAUGAUUUUGCUGUUAUGUUCAAUUAAGAAGAGAUUUAGUUUUUCAGAAAAAUGUACUUACUGUUCAGAUAUUUUUUAUUUGUCAUUAAAAAAUGAUCACAAGGAUGGUCUUGUAUUACAUAUUAUACAUGGAUGUGUAAAUCUGGUAUUUUGAUAUUUUGUUUAAAUGGAAAAUUUGUGUACUUUUC
This is a messenger RNA of Penaeus monodon (black tiger shrimp), 2261 nucleotides long. RefSeq lists its product as uncharacterized. Lineage: Eukaryota; Metazoa; Arthropoda; Malacostraca; Decapoda; Penaeidae. The record is from RefSeq and is a predicted model, not a curated record. Gene Ontology annotation, biological process: response to pheromone; G protein-coupled receptor signaling pathway.